This is a messenger RNA of Saccharomyces cerevisiae S288C, 2472 nucleotides long. It is a transcript of the gene AXL2, whose product is annotated as Axl2p. The transcript has a single exon. The coding region runs from base 1 to 2472 and encodes 823 amino acids. NCBI's taxonomy places the organism in Eukaryota, Fungi, Ascomycota, Saccharomycetes, Saccharomycetales, Saccharomycetaceae. Gene Ontology annotation, cellular component: membrane; cell periphery; plasma membrane. Gene Ontology annotation, molecular function: calcium ion binding. The record is from RefSeq and is marked reviewed.
AUGACACAGCUUCAGAUUUCAUUAUUGCUGACAGCUACUAUAUCACUACUCCAUCUAGUAGUGGCCACGCCCUAUGAGGCAUAUCCUAUCGGAAAACAAUACCCCCCAGUGGCAAGAGUCAAUGAAUCGUUUACAUUUCAAAUUUCCAAUGAUACCUAUAAAUCGUCUGUAGACAAGACAGCUCAAAUAACAUACAAUUGCUUCGACUUACCGAGCUGGCUUUCGUUUGACUCUAGUUCUAGAACGUUCUCAGGUGAACCUUCUUCUGACUUACUAUCUGAUGCGAACACCACGUUGUAUUUCAAUGUAAUACUCGAGGGUACGGACUCUGCCGACAGCACGUCUUUGAACAAUACAUACCAAUUUGUUGUUACAAACCGUCCAUCCAUCUCGCUAUCGUCAGAUUUCAAUCUAUUGGCGUUGUUAAAAAACUAUGGUUAUACUAACGGCAAAAACGCUCUGAAACUAGAUCCUAAUGAAGUCUUCAACGUGACUUUUGACCGUUCAAUGUUCACUAACGAAGAAUCCAUUGUGUCGUAUUACGGACGUUCUCAGUUGUAUAAUGCGCCGUUACCCAAUUGGCUGUUCUUCGAUUCUGGCGAGUUGAAGUUUACUGGGACGGCACCGGUGAUAAACUCGGCGAUUGCUCCAGAAACAAGCUACAGUUUUGUCAUCAUCGCUACAGACAUUGAAGGAUUUUCUGCCGUUGAGGUAGAAUUCGAAUUAGUCAUCGGGGCUCACCAGUUAACUACCUCUAUUCAAAAUAGUUUGAUAAUCAACGUUACUGACACAGGUAACGUUUCAUAUGACUUACCUCUAAACUAUGUUUAUCUCGAUGACGAUCCUAUUUCUUCUGAUAAAUUGGGUUCUAUAAACUUAUUGGAUGCUCCAGACUGGGUGGCAUUAGAUAAUGCUACCAUUUCCGGGUCUGUCCCAGAUGAAUUACUCGGUAAGAACUCCAAUCCUGCCAAUUUUUCUGUGUCCAUUUAUGAUACUUAUGGUGAUGUGAUUUAUUUCAACUUCGAAGUUGUCUCCACAACGGAUUUGUUUGCCAUUAGUUCUCUUCCCAAUAUUAACGCUACAAGGGGUGAAUGGUUCUCCUACUAUUUUUUGCCUUCUCAGUUUACAGACUACGUGAAUACAAACGUUUCAUUAGAGUUUACUAAUUCAAGCCAAGACCAUGACUGGGUGAAAUUCCAAUCAUCUAAUUUAACAUUAGCUGGAGAAGUGCCCAAGAAUUUCGACAAGCUUUCAUUAGGUUUGAAAGCGAACCAAGGUUCACAAUCUCAAGAGCUAUAUUUUAACAUCAUUGGCAUGGAUUCAAAGAUAACUCACUCAAACCACAGUGCGAAUGCAACGUCCACAAGAAGUUCUCACCACUCCACCUCAACAAGUUCUUACACAUCUUCUACUUACACUGCAAAAAUUUCUUCUACCUCCGCUGCUGCUACUUCUUCUGCUCCAGCAGCGCUGCCAGCAGCCAAUAAAACUUCAUCUCACAAUAAAAAAGCAGUAGCAAUUGCGUGCGGUGUUGCUAUCCCAUUAGGCGUUAUCCUAGUAGCUCUCAUUUGCUUCCUAAUAUUCUGGAGACGCAGAAGGGAAAAUCCAGACGAUGAAAACUUACCGCAUGCUAUUAGUGGACCUGAUUUGAAUAAUCCUGCAAAUAAACCAAAUCAAGAAAACGCUACACCUUUGAACAACCCCUUUGAUGAUGAUGCUUCCUCGUACGAUGAUACUUCAAUAGCAAGAAGAUUGGCUGCUUUGAACACUUUGAAAUUGGAUAACCACUCUGCCACUGAAUCUGAUAUUUCCAGCGUGGAUGAAAAGAGAGAUUCUCUAUCAGGUAUGAAUACAUACAAUGAUCAGUUCCAAUCCCAAAGUAAAGAAGAAUUAUUAGCAAAACCCCCAGUACAGCCUCCAGAGAGCCCGUUCUUUGACCCACAGAAUAGGUCUUCUUCUGUGUAUAUGGAUAGUGAACCAGCAGUAAAUAAAUCCUGGCGAUAUACUGGCAACCUGUCACCAGUCUCUGAUAUUGUCAGAGACAGUUACGGAUCACAAAAAACUGUUGAUACAGAAAAACUUUUCGAUUUAGAAGCACCAGAGAAGGAAAAACGUACGUCAAGGGAUGUCACUAUGUCUUCACUGGACCCUUGGAACAGCAAUAUUAGCCCUUCUCCCGUAAGAAAAUCAGUAACACCAUCACCAUAUAACGUAACGAAGCAUCGUAACCGCCACUUACAAAAUAUUCAAGACUCUCAAAGCGGUAAAAACGGAAUCACUCCCACAACAAUGUCAACUUCAUCUUCUGACGAUUUUGUUCCGGUUAAAGAUGGUGAAAAUUUUUGCUGGGUCCAUAGCAUGGAACCAGACAGAAGACCAAGUAAGAAAAGGUUAGUAGAUUUUUCAAAUAAGAGUAAUGUCAAUGUUGGUCAAGUUAAGGACAUUCACGGACGCAUCCCAGAAAUGCUGUGA